Danaus plexippus (monarch butterfly) is the source of this 4135-nucleotide messenger RNA. RefSeq names its product neuroligin-4, X-linked (gene Nlg3). Gene Ontology annotation, molecular function: signaling receptor activity; neurexin family protein binding. The coding region runs from base 279 to 2990 and encodes 903 amino acids. The transcript is spliced from 12 exons. Gene Ontology annotation, cellular component: synapse; cell surface; postsynaptic membrane. Gene Ontology annotation, biological process: chemical synaptic transmission; modulation of chemical synaptic transmission; neuron cell-cell adhesion. NCBI's taxonomy places the organism in Eukaryota, Metazoa, Arthropoda, Insecta, Lepidoptera, Nymphalidae. The record is from RefSeq and is a predicted model, not a curated record.
CCUAAGUUGCCGUCUUGACACGCCCGCGUCAAAAAUACGAAUGUAACGUAAUUAAUUCGAUGUAUUCGUACCAUCGUUAUGUGAAAUAGUGACCAGUGUUGUGUGUGCAGUGCAAUGGAAUAUUUAAUACUGUGUUUGCAAGAUAUUCAAAACUAGUUUAAAUUUUACAAUGAUAACGUGGUAAAUGGUUUGGGGGAAAAGUUAUAUGAAACAAAAUGGUCGAUUUAUAGUACUAGCUAACGUACUCUACCUUAAGCGGUGGUGGUGGAAGCGGAAAAAUGUUAAUACUGAUUAUAGUGCAAUUCAUCACACUCCCAGUACUGACUUCGAGAACUGUCAGAGGAGAGACCACAAUGGAAGACAAAAACGUACCACUUAUUAGCUCAAGAGUUGUUAGAACAAAAUAUGGGGACAUCAGAGGUUUUAUCGUGACACCGGAAUCAAGAUUCCUUGAACCUGUAGAAGUUUUUCGAGGAAUACCAUAUGCAUCACCACCAGUCGGUAAUUUAAGAUUUAUGCCUCCUGUUACUGGAGCUCAGUGGUCCGGAGUAAAGAUAACGGAAGAGUUUAGUCCAGUUUGUCCACAAAUUCUUCCUGACAUAAGAAAUGAGACUGCCGUCUUAAAAAGAAUAUCUAAAGGAAGGCUGGAAUAUUUGAAAAAAAUAUUACCCUUUUUGACGAAUCAAUCAGAAGACUGCCUUUAUUUAAAUAUCUAUGCUCCAGCGCAAGCAGGUGUAAGGGAUGCGGUAGCCAGAUAUCCAGUCCUGGUGUUCGUGCAUGGAGAGAGUUAUGAAUGGAGUUCUGGCAACCCAUACGAUGGCACCGUGCUCUCGUCCCACGCCGGCCUUGUGGUUGUUACCAUUAAUUAUAGAUUGGGAAUUUUGGGUUUUCUCAACCCUCGUUCAGAUGACUACCCACGUGCUCCCGCCAACUACGGUUUAAUGGACCAGAUAGCAGCUCUGCACUGGAUCAAAGAGAACGUGGCCGUAUUUGGAGGCGAUCCCACUAAUGUGACUCUCAUGGGACACGGGACGGGCGCUGCGUGUGUUCAUUUCCUGCUUACCUCGCUUGCUGUGCCUGAAGGUCUAUUAUUCCAUAGGGCCAUUUUAAUGUCAGGGUCAGGACUGAGUCCGUGGUCUUUAGUAGCCGACCCCAAUAAGUAUGCAGAUAUAGUUGCAAAUCACGCCAACUGCCCUCCUGAACGUACUCCACCGGACGUGCUCCGAUGUUUACGAGAGAGGCCAUUAGAAACGCUUCUAUCUGCUCCAAUACAGGCACCAGACUUCUCAUACGCAUUUGGGCCUAGUGUGGAUGGCGUUGUCAUCGACACUGGAGAUACUUCCAUUAACCACGAGCCAAGCUCUGAAUGGCAAGCAGCGAGGGCUCCUCUCGGCAAGGGUGCCACCGCCGUGAACAUAAUAAAUGCGGUUCUCAUGCGUAAAAGUGCCAUUGCACAGCUCACGAAAUACGACCUCAUGCUCGGAGUUACUAAGGCGGAAGCGUAUUUUGCCUUCAGUGGAGACGAUGUACAAUAUGGCAUUGAAGCUGACAGAAGAUCGAAGAUUUUAAAAUCUUUUGUUCGAAAUACGUAUUCUUAUCACUUAUCAGAAAUUCUGGCCACUAUUAUUAACGAAUACACAGAUUGGGAAAGACCAGUUCAACAUCCGAUAAAUAUCAGAGACGAGACUUUAGAAGCUCUGAGUGACGCUCAGGUAGUUGCUCCGACCGUGCUUACUGCGGAUACUCACUCCUCUUUCAGGAGGAACUCCUACUUGUACGUCUUCGACUAUCAGACAAAGUAUGGAGACUAUCCACAGGUAAUACAUCGUCAAGGGUGUAUACACGGCGAGGAGUUGCCGUAUAUAUUUGGAGCACCCUUAGUCGGCGGGUUGGCUCACUUCCCCCGAAACUAUACCAAAUCUGAAGUAGCAUUGUCGGAAUCGGUUAUGUUGUAUUGGGGCAAUUUUGUAAAGUCAGGUAAUCCAAAUGAAGCCCCAGAUAGCGAUAUAAUUCGAGCGGGAAGACAAGAAAGAGUACGACUGAAAAACAUCGAAUGGACUGCAUAUGAAGCCGUCCAUAAAAAAUAUUUGAAUAUUGACAUUAAAUCUAAACUAAAGAAUCAUUACCGUGCUCAUAGGUUAUCAUUUUGGUUAAAUUUGGUACCAGAUCUUCACAGACCAGGUGGUGAGGAUGUACCUCAAUCGCAUCAUCAGCUAGAUCAUGAGGAGUCAUCCUUGCAGCCUACACUGAAAACUUUUACUCCACCAUUUAAGAAAACAACGGAAAUGCUGUUAACGGAUACCGGUUUGGCCACAAAAGUUCCACUUCUAUCACUUUUAAAUGUGACGUCUUCCUUAAACCUUAAUGUUGGCGGACAUAAUCCAGUGACUUCCAGUACAUCGGGUGUAACUGAUAUUCACAAGUCUGAUGCAACGACGGUCGCACCACCUGAAGACGGCUUUGCUGCUUACUCGACCGCUUUGAGCGUGACCAUAGCAAUAGGCUGUUCCUUAUUGAUUCUUAAUGUUCUUAUAUUUGCUGGUGUCUAUUACCAAAGAGAUAAAACAAGAAUGAAUGGCCAAGAUCAUGCAAAUGGAUCACAUUUAAAGAAACGUGGGGAAAACGGACAAAUGCCGAACAAUAUUUGUGGUGACUUAGAAAGUGCUUUAACUUAUCAGACAAGCCUCAAAAAUGACCCUGCUACAAUUUUAGGCCAUCAUCACACUCACUCUCACCAUCAGUUACCACCUCCAGAAUUCGCUGAUCUUCCAAGUAAUAAUGUCGCAGGGAUGGCCACGUUACCUCGUGCGCCGCCACCUCCUAAGAUAGGAAAAUCCAAUAUAAAUACAUUAGCUAGUGGUCAGUUACAAGAAAAUCAGCCAUUGCUGUCUGCUCACCAGAUGCAAAUGAUAAACACAAAUACACUUACAAAGAAGAAUACGCAGUUGAACGCGAAGUCUAAUGUUACUAUGGAGGAGUUGCGAGUGUGACGUCAGCGAGCCUGACUGCAACGGGCCGGCAGUUGCAGUGAUGUGGUACACCACGACGAGAUCGUGUGACUCCCGCCGGACCUUCUAGAGUGCGUUUCGGACUAUAUAUAACUUUGACGCGCUCCAAUUUAGAAGGCGUUAACUGUGACUAAUGAGACUUGAAUUUACUAGUGAUUAUGACGUUGAGAACUAUUCAAUAACAUUAUUAUCAUAUCCAAUAAACGUUAAAUUAGUAGAGUUCGAAUUGAUCGGAGGUAAAGUGUGUGAGACGUUAAUGUAUUCGUUGUAAAUUGUUGUAAAUAAAUAAGUGGUAAUAAUUAUGUAUAUACUAUAACAACUGUUAAACCCAGCCGCAUAUCCAUCCUUAUAAUGGAAUAAUUCAUAACUAUUAUGUUGGAAAAAGAAAAUCAUUGACUUUAAAUUAUAGAAAUUAAUAAAAAGUCUUUAUUUGUUUACUUCCCCGAAUAUAGUUUCUUGUAGUUUUAUAAAAGCUAAUGUAAGUAUUAACUGCCAUUAAGAAAUUUAAAAUUUAACUUUUUAAGUGAAAAUUUAAAGACACCAAUUCUUAUGUAUAAAUCCAGUAAAUUAGAAUUAAUAUCGUUUAGAUUAAAGCACGUAUGUUUAUUUUAAAAUUAGUCAAUAAAAUAUGAGAUGCAUAAUUGUUUCUAACUUAAGUUUUAACAUAGAAGGACCAAUAGUUUUUUUUUGUAAAUAUGUAAAUAUCUUAGCUAUCGGUAUAACAGGUUGUAAUGGAAUUCUUCGCCUAGCAAUGAAUCAUUUUAUUUUAUCGCCGUGAAUUUUAAUGUUUGGUUUGGCGUAUUUUUCUUUGUUAAGAUUUUUUUUUAAUUCUAUGACACUUUUUUCAGAUUAUUGUUUAUUAUUUGUAUAUUUUUUUUUGUAUUGUAUAAAAUAAUGCAAAAAAUGUAUUAAGAUUUUAAAUCAAAAUUACAGUCAUAUGUUAAGCUCAGCGAAUACUUGCAAUAUUUUCUUUCACAAUAUUUUAAUUCUAAUUUUUUACAUUUAGUUAAAAGUUUGUGUAUAAUUUUAACGGGAUAAUUGGUAUUUUGAUUAAGUGUCUAGUCUGUACAGAGACUUAAAUUUAAUUCACCCAGAAUAAAACUUUUAAUAAAAUGAACGAGAACAAA